UUUUGCAAUCGAUUGGGAAUACAUGGCGAUCGCCGAUCAGCUGGAGGCGGCUCCUCUGCCGUCACAACAGACAAUAUGCAUCGCCAUAAGUUUCUGGAUUACUAUAUAUGAUUUCAUUUGCUCCAUACUUCUAAAAAUACUAUUUCUCAAAAAAAACACUUUUUAUAUAUUGAUUAGAACAUUUAUAUCUUUUUAUAAGCUAUUUAUUAGGUUUUUAACGUAUAGUAAGACUUAAUCUUUCCUAUAAGCAAAUUGAUAAUCCAUUAAGUUAAGAAAUGGUAAUCCAUUAUUUUUCAUUCACAAAUAAUCUAAAAGGAACUCUGCCUUGCACAUUCUUUAUUGUUUGAAUGAUUUUACAGUUCUUGAGGAGAUAUCGGGAGGUAUCACAUUUUUUAACGUAAAAUUUAGUAUCUCUCAGUUCCUUCAAUGCUAGGAGGAUGUUUAGUGGCAGCAACAACAGGUCCGAUUACCAAUUGUUCUUCCGAACCAAAGGUGCUUUCAGACCUCUUGACUGGAACUGGCUGAUCGCCAUCGUCUGCAUUCUGGAUGUUUGGAAGCUGUUGAUUCCCCUUCCCCAUAAGAAUGUUAUGGCAGCUGUAGUGCUUUAUGCUAUGAUAAUUCUGCUUAUACUUGGCAAGAGUAUGACUCCAAAGUUUCAGCCAUCACUACGCAACCCGUUACGCCGUGCCAUAUCACUAUGGAGCCCCUUAGCUGCGAUACUGUUGAUGACUCCAGCCAUGCAGCAUGACCAUUCAAGGGACUUUGUCAGGAACAUUACAGGAAACGGAUCGAUAACCACAAGAACGGGUGGCUUCGCUCCAACUAGGUCCACAGUAGUUGCCAAAUGGAUAGUAUUUCUACUAUUGCUGGUAUCCGUCCUCGUGGUGACAAUCAGCAGGCUAAAGUUCCCAAGAAUCAUCAAAUUGUUAGAUAGUGCUUGGGGCAGAAAACUAGUGUCUUGGCGUCGAUCUAUUCAGAACAUUUGCAUGCUUGCUGCGCUAGUGAUGGUAGUACUGACUACUGAUGGCUUCUUUCGGUUCAUGAUAAUCGGGAUGCUAGUCAUUGUUGCUGUGAUGGUGUCGUCGGGCAACUUGCAGAUACCAGCAGCAGUCUUGCGUGUUGUGUUCGCAGGCCUCGCACUGUCACACCUUAUGGCACUACAUAAGAACAACAAAGAAGACGAAGAGACUAACCUGGUACCAUCUCUCAUUGUCUUCUAUGCGAUGGUGACGGCCCAAGGAAUACUCUACACCGUGGCAUGCACCCUCGAGAUCUUCUCAUUCAUCCCCCGGAGAUCCCUCAUCCGGCGUGCUGGAUUCAGAGGUCAGCUGGGAGUGGAAUAUGUCAAUCUGUAUUAUGCAUAUGCCUUGGAGAAAUGCAUGGAAAAGGCUGUGUUUGCUCCGAAGAAAACCAGCCUGGGCAACUUUGCCAUGGAUUCCCUGAACUCAGACUCUCCCAAGAAUCAUCUCUAUGGGAUUCAACUGAUGCAUAGCCUUCUGGAGAAGGAGACGACAAGGGCGCGGCUCCUUGAAAAGCUCAUCACUUCUACAAAGACCAUGGCUAGGAUAAUAAGUAUGUUGGGCUGGACUAGCCCAAAUUAUAUGAUGGUCAGAUUAUAUGCCGCGAAAGUAACUGCUGAGCUUGCGAAGGACCUCCAAGUUAUCGCUGUUCCUAGGGCAAUGCAGCUUGUGUCUGCCCUUCUGGACACCGAUGGCAAACUUAAAAAGGGAAAUCCACUUCUGCAGGUAGACGAUGAACAAGAGGAGAGGCAGGAUCCCAUUCUCAGCACAGCAAAUAGCCAAGAGGAAAGACCGAAUGCAAUUAGGAAUGCAGAUGAUCCCCCAAAGCAAAGACAACAAGAGACACUUCAAGGCACUGAUAACCUGCCGGAGACACAAACUCGAUCAGCCCACAUCCAUGAACAGAACUGCAUAAUCAGAAGCUUGCAGAAGAUUUCAGAGUACUGGACAGUUCCCAAGGAGCAUCCAUUGACAUACCAUGAUCAACUUCCUGCACUUGGCAUGUUGAUUGUUGACAAGCUUGCUAGUUGUGAUCAAAAUAACUGUGUGGAAAUUGAUAGAGUAACUGACCUCAUUCCGAAGAUCAUAGGAUUUACAAGCUUCAGAAGUGACACAAUGAACAGUGAAGCACAGCAAAUGGUCCUAGUGAAGUCAUCACUGAAGGUGUUGCAGAGGCUGACAAGCAUUGAAGGGGAAAUCGGCAAAGCACUGCGGUACAAGAUAUCGAAGCAUCCCUUCUUGUUAAGAAACCUCGCAGAUAUCUUGGGAGACAACAUCAGAGACCAAGAAUUAAAAAAGCUUGCAGUAGGAAUCCUCAGAAACAUUUCCAUUGAUGGUAACACAAGGCAGGAGAUUGGGAACAUGAAGGUGCUCAUAACCAGACUGAUGAAGGCAUUCCUCGACUUACAUAGAACCUCCAACACAGAUGUUGAUUUCUUGCUACCAAAGGUCGCCGGGCAAGCACUAGCAAUGCUAGCAAUGGAUAAUGUGCACAACUGCUUAGUUAUGUUGAAGGAACCAGAGUUCAUUACUAAACUCAAAAAUAUGAUCCUGAUCCAAGAUGAAAAGUACAUAUAUGUGGCGCCAAGCCUGUUACGUAGUAUGUGCCAGCAUGCCCAAGCUAAGCUCACAGAAUUAGACCUAAAAGAACUAUCUCACACCUUACGAGAGGUGUUGGAAAGAAUAAUGAAUGCUGAAGGGGCAGAACUAGAGAUUCUCAUUGGCCUUAGUUCACAGAUAUGCAAAGUCAAUCCUGAAGAAUUUGCCCAAGAGCUAGAUCACGGACAUAUUAGGCAAAGAUUUGUGAAGAGGCUAGUGGAUGCACUGAAUGCAAACAUGAAACCAAGUGCUCACUGCCCUGGGAUCCGGAGGGUGAUACUUGAGCAAUCCAUAUACAUGAUGGAGUGCAAUUCUCACUAUGCCAAUUGUUUCAAUGAAUUCCGGAUGAUGGACGCACUGUCAAUUGUAGAAGAAACGCCCUCAAAGGUUGAGAACUACAUGGUUUUCUUGGGUGAUGUAGGCUUUAUGGAAUGCGGCACACCUCUCUUUGCUCUAGUGGACAGAGCAAAAGAACUGAUGGGUCGUCAAUGGUUGCAAGGAAUCAACAACUAAAAGUAAUUGUAUGAGAUGAUUUCUCAUUUACAGUUACAGUGAUUUAGUCUAUUGUGCAUUGCAAUCCAAAUGCCGUAAAUUUUUAGUUGAUGCAUGUUGUGGCCAUGGUAAAAGAAAUAAACAGAAAAUGAUGGCAUUGGAGUCCGAAGGCCAUGCAUAUUACUAACAUGUGGUAAAAAGAAAAAAGUGAAUGUGCACAUGGCCUUUCUAGAAAGAACACGAUUUGCCUCUGAGAUGAGAAAAUACUAUUGUAAUUGUACCUCAUUAGUUUCUUUUUAGAAAAUGGAAUAAACCCGACCUCUACAUCCAACCGGAUGUACACGGCCAACCUCAUUAGUACUGCAUUGUAAUAUGUUUGCCUGCUUUUCUAAUGAUGAUUUGUCCCAUUAUCAUCUCUUGGGGUGAACAAUGCAUAACUGGUAAUAUAUAGAUUGCAGUUCCUGUGCCA
Oryza sativa Japonica Group (Japanese rice) is the source of this 3579-nucleotide messenger RNA. RefSeq lists its product as uncharacterized. Lineage: Eukaryota; Viridiplantae; Streptophyta; Magnoliopsida; Poales; Poaceae. The record is from RefSeq and is a predicted model, not a curated record.